AAUAAGUCAGGUGAUUAAAUAUCAUGCAUGUUCCUUUGCUUUUUCACUUUUGUAAAAGCUGCAUAUAUUCGUUUUGGGGGGACGACACAAGUAUGAGAAGAAAAUGUAAUUCAGAGGUACAGUCUCUACGCUGUUACUAAAUUGUCAAGAAGAUAGAGUUGGAGUUGAGUAUCAUUGGAGUGGACGAGAUGUUUUACAGGGAGCAACACAGUCUAAUGGAGGACUAACAGGUGUCUUACAACACACUACACAGUGAGCUGGAAACACAAUAUGAGCCUUUAUCGCCCUGUGCUUCAGUGGGGAGGGAAAUGGUGCCUCCAUUCAUUGUCCUCUCACCAUGGAAUGCACUACCUGUCUAGAAACCAUUGUAGUAGCUUAUUGUUGUAUGGCCAAUGUACCUGUUGAACCAGAUCUGGCUGAAGUAUGAAAGAUAAUGCAUUGUUGCAUUGUUGGGUUUUGAGUUUGCAAGAAUGGCACUUCUCUGUACUUGUGCAUGUGACAUUGAAACUUGAAACUAAUGUAUGGCAGUUUUAUCAGCAGAGUGAGAACCGUGUGUAGUAUUGUGUUACUGUGAUCAAAUCGUUUGUAGGUUCAAUAAAAUGUGUUUUUCAAAUUGGCCCAUUCAUUUACUGGACAGACUGUAUAGAGUACAUGAUGUUUAAACUACGCCAUUAUGCCCCUCUCUCUUUCUCUCAAGUACAGUCAGUGCUUCAUGACUGUUGAUCGCUUUCAAUGUUUGCUGUAGCUUGUCUUAACUACAUAAGCUAACCUAUUGGCUAGCCCAGCCGAUUAGGAAUGGUCAACACAGGUCAAAUGCUGUACCCAGAUGAGUAUACACGCUUUAAAACGCUCCUCCCUCCUCACUGUGCACUUUGACCUGGUGCUUUGUGCUCUCGUUUUAAUUCUCUAUUUACUUUGCUGUAGUUUAGAAGAGAUUUGACCUAUAAAGGUAAGCAAGUAACUUUUUCCAACCACCUUUUCAUCAUUGUUAAUAUACAGUAUGAUUAGGACCAGGGUUUUUUCCCUGACCAAGUGAAAUCACCAGGGAAACCUCUGGGCCCUAGUUAUAGCUUGUAGCCCUCCUGGACCUACUUUAAGCGUUAUCGUCGACAUUUCUCUAGGAUGAAGAAUAUGCUGUAUGUUUGUGAACAUGUGGAUUCUGUGCAUUCUGUUAUUAACCUUCAACAUGUAUCUGCCCAAAGUGCAGCAUCUGCUGCAGUGAAUCACUUAAUUGCCAUUUGAACAGACUUUUUCCCCACAGCAACCCACUUGUUGAAUUCAUGCAUCUAAUUUUACAGUUGGUGGGAAAUAAUGAUCUCAUGAACAUGGAUGUGGGAUUCCUUGAGCUCUCAGAAAUAAAGAGAUGCAGGUGUUCCCGGGGAAGUUGCAUUGCACAGCAGUGGAGGGUGCAUGACCACAGAGCUCUCCUAUGACAGGUAUGGCAGGCAGGAGCCUGGGAGUGGGAGGGGCCACAGAGCUCUCCUGUGACAGGUAUGGCAGGCAGGAGCCUGGGAGUGGGAGGGGCCACAGAGCUCUCCUGUGACAGGUACGGCAAGGCAGGAGCCUGGGAGAGGGAGGGGCCACAGAGCUCUCCUGUGACAGAUACGGCAGGGCAGGUGCCUGGGAGAGGGAGGGGCCACAGUACCUGUGUGGCGUUGGCAGUAGUGCACUACAGUACACCUGUUGCACUUCUAGGGCUCUCUCUUCCUCCGUCCCUCGCUCCCUCUCUCUUUCUCCCUGGCUGGACAGAGAGCACGGGGGGAGAAGAAGAGGGCUUCUUGGUCGACAUGGAUCCCAACAAGGAGGCCAACAACGGCAGUGAGAAAGAGAAGGAAAAAGAGAAAGUGAUCAAGAGGAGAAUCAGGCCUAACUUCCUGCGCUACAUGCACUUGGAGAGGAGGAAGACGGACACCAUCGUGGUGGCCAACGAGGACACCGCCGCCGACAUUAAAGGUGACAUCAACCUUGGGACCCUGGUGCGGAGGAGUCAGUCGGACAAAACGGAGUACAGUGCCAAACUUAAAGAGAAAAUGGCGCCCUUGUCCCCCCUGUCGUCGAUCCUGGCCUCCCCGGCCCUCGACCCCGCGGAGGUCCGCCUGAGGAAGAUGAGCCGCAGGUCAAAGGUCAUCCAGGAGCUGGUGCAGACGGAGAGGGACUUCCUCACCGACCUAGAGCUCUGCAUCAGAGAGGUGGUCAAGCCCCUCAGAGACAGACAGGUGGUGGACGUGGAUCGUCUGUUUACUAACAUGGAGACAGUGUGUGAGGUGUCGGCCGCGCUGCUCCACCGGCUGCAGGAGGCCACAGCAGAGCCAGACCCUGAGGCGCUAGUCAUAGGGGAAGUGUUCAUUCAGGCCAAAGCAGCGCUGGAGGACGUCUAUAAAAUCUACUGCUAUCACCACGACGACGCUAACUCUUUACUCAAGUCCUAUGAGAAAGAGGAAGGAAUAAAGCAACAUUUCAUCACCUGUGUGUUAUCACUGAAGCAGAUAUACGACCAAGAGGGUAAACCCAACCUGCUGGACAUGGGUUCUCUGCUCAUCAAGCCGGUCCAGCGGGUCAUGAAGUACCCUCUGCUGCUCGGGGAGCUGUGGCAGGCCACGCCCAGCGACCACCCUGACAACAGGCCCCUCCAGGAGGCCCUGACCGCCGCCAAGAUCAUCAACGUCAACAUCAACGAGUUCAAGAGGAGGAAGGACAUUGUGAUGAAGUACAAGAGGACCGAGGAGGAUGGGGGGACACUCAUGGGUAAACUGAAUAAGUUCAGCAUCCACUCUAUCAGGAAGAAGUCUGACAGGCUCACAGGAUACCUCAAGAUCCUCACAGGUGUGGAGCCACAGGUGAGAGAUGAGGUGUUCGACAAGGAGGAGAAGCUGUUCAGGAGUCUGGAGAAAGCAGUGAGACAACUAGUCAAGAACGUCCACUGUUACCUGAUACACAUACAGGAGAUGGUAGGUGUCGCGGUCCAGAAUACUGCAGACCUGGAGGACAUCAUGAAGGAUCCAGACAAAAUAGACACAAACGGUACUCAGCACCUGAAGAACGGCAACAACCCAUACAAGCACUUUAAAGAGAGGAUGGCACAUCUGGUCCUGGCACCCCUCUCCUCACUCCAAGGCAUGUUCGCCGCCCCGCAGAAACUCAUCCAGAAACGCUACGACAAACUAUUGGACUACUGCAGCCGCCUGGAGCGCUCUCCCUCCUCCUCCUCCAUGUCUUCUGCCUCUUCUUCUUCCUCCUCUCCAUCACCUGUAUCCGAGGACCAGGGACAGGUUGCGGCGCGGAGGGACUACGCAGCCCUCAAUGCUCAGCUGGUGGAGGAGCUGCAGAGAUUCAACAUGGCCGCCCAUACUAUCUUGUCCAACUGUGUCCUCUGCCUGGUGACCCUGCUGAAAGGCCUGAUGGACACGGCCUGCCACCACGCACCCUCCAUACAGCAACUACCGGCUCCUUUGUCCAACAUCAGUGAAGUCCAAAGCAGCAUCAUGGAAGAGCUCAACAACCUGACUCUCGUCAAGGACAACGCACAGACUCUAAUAGAACGCAAAGUCAGCUUCGAGAAAACAAAGAAGAUUUUAGCUGUCCCAGAGAUCCAGCGUCAGACAGAGGGCAACAGGACCAGGCUGCUGGACGAGUAUCCAGCUGACAGGCUGUACCAGCUGAAGAGGAACUGUAACGGGUGUCAGGAGCAGGAUGUCAGCCUGCUGGAGGGGGAGCUGGUGGGCCUGCUAGAGGACACAGACCCUCUGGGGAGCCGGGGCCGCUGGCUAGUUGACACUGGCAGCACCCAGGGUUACGUGUACUCAUCCUUCCUGAAGCAGUACAACCCCAACAGGGAUCAGGGUCGACCAGGUCAGGGUACGGGGAUCACAGAGCCCCAGCAGCCCAUCGUGGUGCUGGACGAGGACUUUGACAACCUCAGCCUGUUUGUGUCGGGCAGCGGGAGGAACAACAGCAUACGGAGCCGGAGCAGCAUACCUAACUUCAGCCUCUACAACACCUCCAGUACCUCGCUUGACAGAUGCUCCACCCCGUCCAGCCUACAGGGCGACACAGAGCCAGACAUCCGCCAGGAUGUGGACACAGAGCCAGACAACCAGCAGUUUUAUGCGGUUUACGGGUUCCAGGCACGCUGUGACCAGGAGCUGACCAUGCAGGAGAACCAGCAUGUGAGGAUCCUCAAGUUCAGCGACCUGGGAGGCAACAAGGACUGGUGGUUGGCCGAGGCCAACGGCCAGAAGGGCUACGUCCCAGCCAACUACCUCGGCAAAAUGUCAUACGCAUAAAGGAAUAGAUUGGGAUUAAGAAGGCCCAAUCCCAAAUGGACUCCUAGCCCCUACAGGCAGGUUUCCCAGACACAGAUUAAGCCUAGUCUUGGACUAAAAUGCAAUUUUAAUAGAGACUCCCAAGGACUAGACCAAAUCUCUGUUCAGGAAACUGGCCCUAUGGCCUUGUGGAGAUUUGAGAACAUUUGAUAGUUGUACCGUAGCAACAUGGUGAAAAUUCUGGCUAGCAUAUCAGGACAAGGUAGAUUUAUUACCAUAUCCUCUCAAAUCUCCACAGGCGUAGGGUUGAUUUGGGAUAGGGUUUUACUGUAAUCUGUCUGUCUAUAUAAAAAAAAAGAUCAUGACUGUUAAGAUUAUUGCAUAUAUGCAUUUUGCACUAAGAAUGAAGCUAUCAUUGUGCUGAGCACUUAGUAUUGCCACCUGCAGUGUUGAUGAAUUUAUAUUGUGAAUGUGUGUUGUCCCAAUGAAAAUGAUUUAUUCUAAUAUAUGUCAAGCAAAUGUAUUUUGAAAGAGAUAAUGCAUUUUAGAGUUAUCCAGUUCCUCCAUGUAAUGUGUAUAUUUUAGAUCACUCAUCAGUGAUAAAUAAAGAGUCUUUAUCAGUG
This is a messenger RNA of Salvelinus fontinalis (brook trout), 4885 nucleotides long. RefSeq names its product Rho guanine nucleotide exchange factor (GEF) 38 (gene arhgef38). The record is from RefSeq and is a predicted model, not a curated record. Lineage: Eukaryota; Metazoa; Chordata; Actinopteri; Salmoniformes; Salmonidae. Gene Ontology annotation, cellular component: cytoplasm. The coding region runs from base 1494 to 4283 and encodes 929 amino acids. The transcript is spliced from 16 exons. Gene Ontology annotation, biological process: intracellular signal transduction. Gene Ontology annotation, molecular function: guanyl-nucleotide exchange factor activity; protein binding.